CGGUAGAGAGAGGGGAGGCGCGGCCACGUGAACGCCAUGGGUAAUUUACCCUCGUUAACACCGAUGGUUUUCCCUCGCAUCAUCACCAAGAAACGAGACAAAAAUUAAUCACUCCGCUCCCGCUUGAGCAAAGAUAGCAACAAAAAUCCGCCAGGAAAGGGGUGGAGGCGCUGACGAUAAAAAGGCCACCGGAUCGAUCGAACAGUCGGAGCGCCGGAGCAAUCGAGCCGCUUUUGUUUUCCAUUUCUUUCCAUCCAUCCCUGUGUGCGCGUGCGUUCUCGCGGCGGCGGCGACCAUGGCGGGCGGCGGCGAUGUUGACAAGCAGGCGGCGGCGGCGGCGCUGGCCCAGGACCUGCCCAGCUUCAAUAGCUUCUUUGACCAGACGGGGCUGGAGGUGGCGGCGGCGGCGGCGGCGGGGGAAGGGGGACUGGCGGCCGGGGCGGCGGCGGGGGAGGAGGAUUUGGAGGAGCUGGAGUGGCUGUCGAACAAGGACGCGUUCCCUUCGGUGGAGACCAUGGCGGUGGAGGCGGUGGAGGAGGUGCCGGAGCCGGCGCCGGCGGCCCCCUCGGGGCGGCCGGCGGUGGGGCCGAGGACCAAGGGGCGUCGUCGCCGGGUGACGGCGCCUUGGAACCUGGCGCAGCCGCCCACGCUGCCGCCGCCGCUCCCGGCGGCGCGGCGGUGCACGCACUGCGCAUCGGAGGUGACCCCGCAGUGGCGGCAGGGGCCGCUGGGGCCCCGCUCGCUGUGCAACGCGUGCGGCGUGCGGUACAAGACGGGGCGGCUGCUCCCGGAGUACCGGCCGGCCAACAGCCCCACCUUCUCCCCGCUGCUGCACUCCAACUCCCACCGCCGCGUCAUGCAGAUUCGGCUCCGGAGCGAGAGCGAGGGCGAGGGCGAGGGCGCCUCCCCCGCCGUCCGCGCCAACGCCAAGGCCCGCCGCGCCGAGCGCGCGGCGGCGCGCCUCGCCGCCAAGAAAGACGGCGGCGCCCCUGCCCCAGCCCCAGCCCCUGCCCAGGCGGCGCUGCCGUAGGAGCGAGCAUCAUCGAUAGCCAGGCCAUGGAGCUGGUAGAUUAAAUUAGAGAUCAUAUCCGUGAUUAGCGUCGCCGUCGGCUUCUUCAUCCGUGAUUUUCGUGUCGAAUUUCCAUUUUGUCAUGUCAUAGGGACUGCCCUUUAGGAUUAGUUGGGGGUUUAAGAGCAGCCAGCAAUCAAUCUAGCUGCUCUUGACACCCAUGGGUCAGUCAGUCAGUCAGUCAGGCAGUCAGCCUCUUCCGGUCGUCAGUCGUCUUAGUCGAGUUCGUCGAGUCAAGCUAGCGGAACCGAAAAACUUAUUAGCAGAGCAGGCAGACAUCCAUCACCAUCCCGUGCAACUCUGCUGCCGAUACCUUGAUGAUAAACCAUUGCAUAUCUGCGUUGUCUUGAAAUGGAGCACUCGCUUGUCAUGUUCA
This is a messenger RNA of Triticum dicoccoides, 1445 nucleotides long. RefSeq names its product GATA transcription factor 4-like. The transcript has 2 exons. Gene Ontology annotation, molecular function: zinc ion binding; sequence-specific DNA binding. Lineage: Eukaryota; Viridiplantae; Streptophyta; Magnoliopsida; Poales; Poaceae. Gene Ontology annotation, cellular component: nucleus. Gene Ontology annotation, biological process: regulation of DNA-templated transcription; cell differentiation. The coding region runs from base 296 to 1030 and encodes 244 amino acids. The record is from RefSeq and is a predicted model, not a curated record.